AUGGAGUACAACAAAGAAGUAGAAGAAAAUUCAGCACAUACAGAGGGAUUUCGAUUCCAUCCAACUGAUAGAGAAUUGAUGAAGUACCUUAUACUCUUUGUUAUAAGCAAACCUUUUUCAAAAUUAGUUCCUAUUGUACUUGAAGAUCUAUAUACUAUAGAACCAUGGGAUAUUUUCAAGGGUAAAAAAGAUAGGGCGUUGUAUUUUUUUACGGAGUUGAAGAAAAAAAAGACAGGUAAUACAAGGUAUGUUAGAAGUGUUGGAGAAGGUUCAUGGAAAUCACAAGACAAAGGGAAAGCAGUGUGUAGUGAAAAAGGUUCAAUAUUGGGAUACAAAAGAAGUUUAAGAUACCAAAAUCCAGGGUUACCACUACAUGAUGGACAAUGGCUUAUGAAGGAAUAUUCUAUUUGUGAUGAUGUCAAAAAACACUUGCGUCAACGUUUUCAUGAAUAUAACAAAGAGCAUUACGUACUUUGCCGAGUUAAAAGAAAGAUAGGAAAAGAUGAAGAUGGAAUUGCCCCAAAAGAGACAAUUAUAGAUGAAGAGAUCAAUGAUAUUAUUGGAUCAAAUGAUGCAGCAGAUACUCUUGCCAUUGACAUUAACCGUCCGUUUCAUGGAUAG
Molecule: messenger RNA, 621 nt
Organism: Capsicum annuum
Lineage: Eukaryota; Viridiplantae; Streptophyta; Magnoliopsida; Solanales; Solanaceae
Product: NAC domain-containing protein 96-like
Exons: 2
Coding region: 1-621 (206 amino acids)
Biological process (GO): regulation of DNA-templated transcription
Molecular function (GO): DNA binding
Source: RefSeq, a predicted model, not a curated record